This is a messenger RNA of Cannabis sativa, 2085 nucleotides long. Its product is annotated as LOB domain-containing protein 12. Lineage: Eukaryota; Viridiplantae; Streptophyta; Magnoliopsida; Rosales; Cannabaceae. The record is from RefSeq and is a predicted model, not a curated record. The coding region runs from base 1453 to 2037 and encodes 194 amino acids. The transcript has 2 exons.
AUACAUACAGCUGUUACCCUUGGGGAAGUUAAUUGGCAUAUAUAUUAUUCUAGAUUAUGUUUCCUUAAAAACUAUUCAAUUACUUUUGUUUUUUCUUUUUAAAAAUACUUAUAUUAAUAUAAGCUGAUUUCUUAAACACGUAGCAUAUGUAGCGCUGAUCAAUGCUAAUUAAUUAACACAGUAUAGUAUAGUAUAGUACUACUACUCUAGAUAUUGGUGUUUGUGCGUCAAAAUUGAGAAUUAAGAGAGAGAGAGAUGUUCGUUUCAAUGUGGAUGUUCGCCAACAAACAUUCACGUUGUAGAGCCCCAUUUCUCUCGGCUAGGGUUUCACAUAUAUAUCAUUCUUUUCCUUUUGUGUUAUAAUUAUAAAAACCCUAAAACCCAAAACCCAAUUCUUUAAUUUUCACCACAAUUAAUAAUAAUUGUGGCCCCUUCUCCAUUGUUAUUUCUCUAAUAUAUUUAACAUUCUAUUUUCCCAUACAAAUAUAUAAUUAAUUAUUAAAUGGAUGCUAUAUUUGUAUACAUUCAUCUCAUUUUCAAACGGUCAUAUAUAGAAAUGCAAGUUAAUUAUUUUUAUUACAUUUAAAUCUCUCUCUCUCAUCUCAUAUUUAUUUGUACACAUGAUCACAUACAUAAAAUUAUAAAUAAUGUGUGGGCCGGCGUAUAUAUGUAUAAAUAUAUAGAAAUGUACACAUUAAUAAAAAGGGGUAGUCAAAACUAGAACGUGGAAACUACACAACUGCAUGGUUGCCAACCUAUACGCGCCAAGCGGUGGUCAACUCUUCACUUAAUCACUCACAAAAGAGAUCAACUUCAUUAGUCUUUAAAGUGACCUAAUUACCCUUUUAAUACUUAAUCUAUAAUACCAUCCUUUCAAAUCAUCAUUCAAUAACAUAUGUCUAUUGUCUAUAUCCGUAAAUAUACAUAUACAUAUAUUCGACUUAUUAUACCACUUUGUAUUAAUGAAUACUAAAUAAUUAAUGUUGGCUUUCUACACUAUUGAAGAAUAUUUGGUCUUUCAAUAAGUCUCUCUCUCUCUCUCUCUCUCUCUCUCUCUUUAUAUAUAUAUAUAUAUUAUUAGUAUUAGUGGUUUUCUAAUAUAAUUAUUAUUGUUUAUUAUGAGUUUGGAUAUGUUUAUUUUAAUAGUGAUGCAUGUGCGACCAUUCCAUUAGUGAGGCAUGUGGAAGCAUUCCACGCCCUCUAGACAAUAGCUAUAUACAAUAUUAUAACUAAUAUAAAUAUAUAAACAUUUACCUCCUAAUUCUCUUCAAAACAAAGCUUCUUCUCUUCUUCAACUACUAUAUAUAUACAACAACUACUUAUAUUCCCACAGACCCUACCUAUAUAUAUACGUAUACCAAAAUAACUUCAUCAAAAUAAACAAUCUCUCUCUAUCCUUCCAGCCAUCUUUAAUUUGUUUCAAAUUCUUACUCUACUUAUUACAUAUUAAUAAUGGGUGGGUCAUCUCCUUGUGCUUCUUGCAAACUCUUGAGGCGCCGUUGCGCCAAAGAUUGCAUCUUUGCCCCUUACUUUCCUUCUGAUGAUCCUCACAAGUUUGCCAUUGUUCACAAAGUUUUUGGUGCUAGCAAUGUUAGCAAAAUGUUGCAGGAGCUUCCACUUCAUCAAAGAGCAGAUGCUGUAAGCAGUUUGGUUUAUGAAGCAAAUGCAAGAGUUCGGGACCCAGUUUAUGGAUGUGUUGGUGCAAUAUCUUACCUUCAAACCCAAGUUUCCCAAUUACAAAUGCAACUAGCUGUGGCUCAGGCUGAGAUUCUCUGCAUCCAGAUGCAACAAGAGUCCACCUUACCAACCCAGCAGAUUAUUGAUAAUCAUCAUCAUCAUCACCAUCAUCAUCAAGAUCAUGAUCAUCAUGAUCAGAAACCCCUUAUUUUGUCCAGUAAUAAUAAUAAUAAUAAUAGUACUAUUACUACUACUAACUUCUCUUCCAAUAAUCUUCCACAGUAUCUCACUUUCUCUUCUUCUGGCAAUAUUAAUGUAAUGCAAGACCCAACUCUCCAAAGAGAAUCUCUUUGGACUUGAAUAUUAUUAUUAGUUAUAAUAAUAUGAUGAUAUCUCUCUCUCUCUCUC